AUGCUGUUCAAUACACUCAUUCCGGCGUUGUCCUUCACGAUCGUUCUCGGUCUUACGGCGACUGGCUCAACGCAGAUGUACGUUGAUGUCAUUACCGGCACUUUAAACUCCGAACCUGGUUUCGAGCCAUCAGUCACAGCCACAGCGGUCCGUGGAGGUGAUUGGAUUUCUACAGACCCACCAACUCCAAACUCGAAUGCUACAGUGCUGAGACUAGGUGUCGAUGUGCUCGUCAAAGUUGAUGGGGAUGUGGAAGAAGAUGAGUAUAUCCGGAUGCGAUGUACGGGAGCAGAACUUGCAACGCCAGAAGUCGCUGCUAUCGUAGGCGGUGACCGCAAUGUCCCACCCGUCAAGUUUGGCGACUUUCAGGCAACGUCUUCUUGGACUUUCGAGACAGCGAGUAAGAAGUACUGGGAUUUACAGAAUGCAGUCUUCGUGGGCAGCACUAGUGUACGUGCUGGAGAAGACGAGGGUACAUUCGUUGUGGGCUUCAAGAUUGCCAAGGUGGUGAGUGCGAAGACCGAUGUCAGUGUCUGA
Alternaria atra is the source of this 537-nucleotide messenger RNA. RefSeq lists its product as uncharacterized. The transcript has 4 exons. The record is from RefSeq and is a predicted model, not a curated record. NCBI's taxonomy places the organism in Eukaryota, Fungi, Ascomycota, Dothideomycetes, Pleosporales, Pleosporaceae. The coding region runs from base 1 to 537 and encodes 178 amino acids.